CACGUACUGCAAGGAUCCUGGGGUGAGUGCAGUCGGUAGCCGAGGUUUCUUCCUGGACGAAGUCAAGUACAACAAGGAGUGCUGUCCUCCCAACACCUUGGCAGUUUUUAAUUGUCCAAGAACUACGGGCUUGAAGGCGAAAGGCUCAUUACCUGUGGAAGCAAUGGAAAUUGGUCACAUCCAAGACCCAAGUGCCGACCUGAAGGAGCCUGUGACGAUUUUGAUGUCAUAAACGGUAAAGUGCACGGUGAACGCUCCGGUGGCGAUUUCUACGCGCCGGGUGACAGCGCCUUCGUUUCUUGCUAUCCUGGAUUCCGAGUGGACGGUACAGACCAGCUGUACUGUGAAGAUGACGGCUACUGGGAUGAUGACGUGCCUGUCUGCGUUGAGUACAACUGCACAAGGUUUGAGCCCGGGCCACACCUCGUAGUAGACAAAUUUAAGCAUACAAACGAUACAUCUUUCCCCGAGGGAACUUCAAUCAACUUCCACUGCAAGCAAGGUUAUGUGCUGGAAGGCGUCUUCAGUACUGUGUGCAAAAAUGGUGGCUGGUUCGGCCGGAUGCCCAGAUGCGAAGAGAUUCGGUGCGGCCCACUGCGUGGCCCCCAACAUGGCUGGAUGGCGGGCAAUUACUCUACGGCAGUGGGCGCGACGGUGACUCUUGGCUGCUUCCAAGGUUAUAAACUGCUGGGUGCCGAUCAACGAACGUGCGGUCUAGACGGGCAGUGGGAUGGCGAACCUGCUCGCUGCGUGCCAAAUGUGAUGAUAGAAGCUGCAGGCAAGAAGAUGUGCCUCGACCCUGGCACGCCAGAUAAUGGUGUCAGGCUCGGUCCCAGCACCUUUUUGGUCGGAAGCAGCGUCAGAUUUGCCUGUAACUCCGAAUACCAGAUGCGCGGCGACGACACUAUCAGGUGCCUAGAAGGUGGAAAAUGGUCGUCUGGUCUUCCGGUGUGCAUUGGAAAGUUCUACUACGACAAGACGGUGCAGGUGCGCGAUACUUUCGCAGGCAAAACAAAUGAAAUCAGGGAAAGCUACAACAAGAGCCUUGUGGACCACGCUAAAGCCAUGGGCCGGACACUGCACCUGAACGCACCGGGCGUUAAGCCCUAUUGCAUUUACUUCCUCUUCGACGCUUCCAGCAGCAUCGGAGAAAAGAACUUUCGCACGGGAAUCAACCUUGCAAAGGCCAUUGCGCGAAAGGUGAACGUAACAAGCGAUGGUCAUCGCGUAGGAGCGAUUGUCUUCACUAAAGAUGCCAACCUGAUUAUCGACCCCCGUGAAGUGGAUGACCAGGACGUAGUGCUGAGAAGAUUGGAUGGAAUAAAGUACACAGCGGGCGGCACUUCAAUCAACGCGGGUCUAGGAUGUGAUGAAGACGAAUAUGGAUACAAUGCGGCAUUUAAGAGAAAGGAAAUUCGCUGCAUUUCUCAUCACAGAUGGAAAAGCAAACAUUGGUGGCAGCGCUGCAAAGGAAGCUGAGCUCUUGAAGCGUCAGUACAACGUUGAAAUAUAUUGCGUCGGAAUCACAGGUACAUUGCAGAAGGAUGCAUUGGAGAGACUCGCCUCCAAUCCUAU
Dermacentor silvarum is the source of this 1575-nucleotide messenger RNA. RefSeq names its product complement factor B-like. Bases 562 to 1479 code for a protein of 305 amino acids. Lineage: Eukaryota; Metazoa; Arthropoda; Arachnida; Ixodida; Ixodidae. The transcript has 9 exons. The record is from RefSeq and is a predicted model, not a curated record. Gene Ontology annotation, molecular function: serine-type endopeptidase activity. Gene Ontology annotation, biological process: complement activation. Gene Ontology annotation, cellular component: extracellular region.